UCCCGACUGGGGACCUCGGGUUCCCCGAGAGCGACCCGCCUCCGGUCCCCUGGAGAGCGUAGGGGCCGCUCCUGCCUCCAUUCCCCGUCCCCCGUCCGAGCGUCCUGAGCCCCUCACCCGAAGAGCUAGUGGUCGCGGCCUCAAGUUUACCGGGGAGUGGGGUGGGACUCCCCGAACUCUCGGGGACCUUGAUUCCCGGGGAGGAAUGAAUGGCUGGGACCCAGCGCGGGAUUGGGGACCCUGUCGCGCGAGCUUGUACAAACAGAUGUAAAGACCACGGGUGAACCUGUCUACAUGGCUGGGGCGGCAUGUCGGGUGCGAAGAAUACUGAGUCAGUCAAUCGAGAGAUGUGUCACAACAAAAAGGAAAAAAAGAUACCAUCUCAAUGUUGGUUUAUGUUUAUUUUCCACUGACCCGGAAUCUCUGAAGAAGCCCUUGACCUUUACUCCAUCUGAUUACCUAUCUGCCGCUCGUCGGAAGUGGUAUCACCAGGUUAAGAGAUAUGGAAAACUACAAACAGAUUCGGAGAAGAGUCCCAAUAGUUAUUAAAAUUCUGGACUAGAUUAGGUAAUGUAAAACAGUCUAUUUAGGGAAGAGGAGCUUAAUGAUUUACUUAAGCUUCUCAAAUAUACAAACAUGGUGGCAAUUAGCUGUUGUGGCUUGCUGGAGAACUAAGCAAAAAAGAAAAUACAUUUAUGCUUCAACAGAAAUAAACUUAGGUGAAAAAAAAUAAAUAAACGUAGGUGACAGCUAAUAUAGUUCUGACGAUUUAACUUAGAAAUGGUUUAUUGAGGUAUUUGAAGGCAGUAGCACUUUGGAGAGUUUUCUAAAGGAUGGAUUUAAAUAUGUCGAUUUUUAGUCUAACCUUUUCUAUCAUUACUUGCCCUAGAGUUCUGAACCUUUUACAUAUAUUAACUCACUUAAUCCUAUGACAACCCGAUGAUAGAUAAUUAAAAAAAAAAUACACCAAACUCACUGCCGUCAAGCAGAUGCCUAGUUUUUGUUAUCCCCAUUCUAUAGAUGUAGAAAUGAGUGCUGAUGGCCUAGUGGAUGGCAAGUUGGGCUGCUAACCACAAAGUCCAGAGUUCGAGCCCACAGGCCCUCUGAGGAGGAUUUCUGCUCCAGGAAAGACUGACAGUCUCAGAAACCAACAGGGGCAGUGCCAGUCUGUCUGACAGGGUUGCUAGUCCUGUAGGGUCGCUGUGGGUCAGGAUUGACUUGAUGGCAGGAAUUCAGUUGAGUUCCACGUGUGGGCAUUGAAAUGCAGAGCUUACGUGGUUUUGCAGUGAGUUCAGUGUGUGACUGCUCCAAUCCGCUAACCACUGCCCGUGGCCGAUCUGUACAAAGACAUGGCCAUCUGCUUCUGGCAAGACUACAGCCUUGGAAACCCUGGGUGUGGCUCUACUGUUGUGGGGUCGCUUUGAGUUUGAAGCAACUCCCUGGCAGAAGGUGGGGGUAAUGAUGGUGGUGAGUGGCAAAGCCAAAAUUCCACCCCAGCUCUUUGCUGUCAUAUUUGGAGCAGAACCAAUCAACCGAUGUUGUAACUAUCACUGUAUCUGAGCUCUGCUGGUGCGGUCACGUAAGUAUUAGCCUGCUUACCAGAGGGUGGCAGUUGGAAAACACCAGUGGCUCCACAGGAGAAAGUUGCCCUGGGAGGAUUUCCAGGCUUAGAAACACUAGGUUAUGUUUUGAGUCAGCCUCCACACAGUUUGGUUUUCGGUUUUGUUUUUGGCUCCUUUUGCUUUUACCCACAGUAGCUACCCCUAGUAAGGGUUCAAUUAAACAUCAAAAAUCACAUACGCAUAAAAAUCGUUCCGUGGAGUCCCGCACUUCACUGAAUUGAUUUGAAUUUGAUCCUCUCUGGGGAGGUGACUUAAGCAACGAUACCAAUGAAAGGGGAUUCAGUCACGGGGACAUAUUGGGAAAGAAUGUUCCAAGCAGAAGGAACAGCAGGUACAAAGGCCAUGAGGUAGGAAAUUGCUCAGUUUCAUGUGAGGAAGACUCAGGAGGUGAAUGUGAUUGGAGCUUUGUGCAUGAGAAGAGUAGAAGGGGUGUGUUUGAAGCAGGAGCCAGGGGUCAGGUCAUGUACACAUACUGUCUCAGCUGCUCAGUUUGAAAACAUUAACCUCCAAGAAACACACAAUCAACAGAUUGGAGUGGUUUGUAACAGAAAAGAAGGAUAGUUAAGCUGUUCAAAAGAAAAGGGAUUAUUAAAUGACUAUCACGUGGCACGUGGGAUCAGACAGUGGUGUGCAUUAUCUCACUUCAUCCUCACCGUGAGUCUGCAAGGGAGGUCCAACCUCAGUUUUGCCGCAUGAAGACCUUGGGAAAUCAGAUAUACUAAAUCGCUUAUUUCACAAGAUUGGUGGAUGGACUAUAAAGCAGUAGCCCAGCAAACUGCUCAAGAAGUUUUAGAUUACAGUCAAGAUACAGCAGGCUGGAAAGUGGUGAAAACUUCAAAAAAUAUAAUUGUCUCCAAGAAGGCUUCUAAAAUAUUCAAUGGAAAUAUCUAUCGUGUUGAAGGGACGAUUCCACAAUCAACAAGUAGGCUAUGUGAAUUUCUCUACCCACCUGAACACAGAAUUAAAUGGGAUAAAUCAUUGAAAGUGCUCAAUAUGGUGCGCAGGAUUGACUCGGACACAUAUAUAUGUCAUGCCAUCACACAAAGCUUUGCUAUGGGUUCAAUCUCCCCCCGUGACUUCAUCGACUUAGUUCACAUCAAGCACUAUGAAGGGAAUAUAAAGAUUAUCAGUUCUAAUAGUGUGGAUCUUCCAGAAUACCCUCCAUCUUCAAAUUAUAUCCGUGGUUAUAACCAUCCCUCUGGCUAUGUAUGCUCGCCUCUACCAGAAUCAACUUUUCCCUCUAAACCUCAAAGGUUUUUAUGUGCCAGGAUAAGGCACGAGGGUGCUAUGCAGAGGAAGACAGGUAUGUCUUUGUUCCAUAAUGUGCGAAAGGUGACUGCACAGUCUGGUGGGAAAGAAAAGAAAAAUCUCCAUCGGAGUCAUCUGUACAGAUUCCUUUAAGGACAAGGAAUAUAUGUAUGUUGAGAACUGGGAAGUGCAUUCCCUUAGAAGUAUUCAUCCUUUCAUACUCCUUGAAGUUUGAUAUUUCAUCGUAUUUUCAUGACUGGGCUAGUUCAUAAAAGGUUACAAUCUUCUUGGAGGGCAACUUGGAAAUACUAUUUCAAACUGAUAAAAACACAAAACCGAGCAUGUUAUGUUCAGUAUUUGGGGAAGUGUGAAUGAAUACAUUACAAGGAACUUUUAUUGCAACUUGAUUUACAGUAGCAAAAAGUGAGAAAUGGUAGUAAGGGAAUAGUUCCAUAAAACAUGAAAUACUGUAUACAGCCAUAAAAAAUUAAGCAGAUCUGUACCUAUCAACAAAGAGGAAAGUUUAUAGAUAUAUCUCAUUGUUAUUAAAUAUAUAUAUGUAUAUUGUGGAGUAUACAAGUGUGUAUUUAUACAUAUGCACAUGUGUAUACUACCUUAUAUAGAGACAACAAUCUGACAAUGCAAUCAAAUCUAUGAACUAUGAUUUUCACUAGGGGACCCAAUAAAGGAAUAAGGGAAUGAAAAAUCAUCUACAGUUAUAAAAUUUCUGAGUUGCUUAAGUUGUUGUAAUAUGUAUAUAUUACUUUUAAGGAGCUCUGGUGGUGUAGUGGGUUUUAA
Messenger RNA from Echinops telfairi (small Madagascar hedgehog), 3668 nucleotides. It is a transcript of the gene STARD6, whose product is annotated as StAR related lipid transfer domain containing 6. The transcript has 8 exons. The coding region runs from base 2370 to 3023 and encodes 217 amino acids. Lineage: Eukaryota; Metazoa; Chordata; Mammalia; Afrosoricida; Tenrecidae. Gene Ontology annotation, molecular function: lipid binding. The record is from RefSeq and is a predicted model, not a curated record.